Mirounga angustirostris (Northern elephant seal) is the source of this 1805-nucleotide messenger RNA. Its product is annotated as sodium- and chloride-dependent creatine transporter 1-like. The transcript is spliced from 3 exons. Bases 15 to 413 code for a protein of 132 amino acids. Lineage: Eukaryota; Metazoa; Chordata; Mammalia; Carnivora; Phocidae. Gene Ontology annotation, molecular function: gamma-aminobutyric acid:sodium:chloride symporter activity. Gene Ontology annotation, biological process: sodium ion transmembrane transport. Gene Ontology annotation, cellular component: plasma membrane. The record is from RefSeq and is a predicted model, not a curated record.
GAGCCAACCGGUUCAUGGACGACGUUGCCUGCAUGAUCGGGUACCGACCUUGCCCCUGGAUGAAAUGGUGCUGGUCCUUCUUCACCCCACUGGUCUGCAUGGGCAUCUUCAUCUUCAACGUGGUGUAUUACAAGCCGCUGGUCUACAACAACACCUACGUGUAUCCAUGGUGGGGCGAGGCCAUGGGCUGGGGCUUCGCUCUCUCCUCCAUGCUGUGCGUGCCCCUCCACCUCCUGGGCUGCCUCCUCAGGGCCAAGGGGACCAUGGCUGAGCGCUGGCAGCACCUGACGCAGCCUGUGUGGGGCCUCCACCACUUGGAGUAUAGAGCUCAGGACUCCGACGUCAGGGGCCUGACCACCCUGACCCCAGUGUCCGAGAGCAGCAAGGUGGUGGUGGUAGAGAGCGUCAUGUGACAGGCACCCUGGCUCCCAUCACCAGCUCACCCUCUUGUAGCCAUAGCAGCCCCUGCUUUAGCCCCCCCACCCCUCCGGGGGGCUUGCCUUUCCCUGACACUUGUGGGGUCUGCCUGGGGAGGGCGGGGACGAAGCACCACGAGUGCUAACUAAAAUAACUUUUUUUUCCACUUUUAAUAAAACACCAAAAAUACCACAACCCACCAAAAAUAGACGCCUCCCCACCCCGCCCCCCAACCAAGCUGGUACACACGCUGCUUCCCAGGCCCUGCCGACCGCCCUUCCCCUGGUGCCCGCCGCCGAAGCGUCUCCCCCAGCCCCGCCACGCCUGCCUCUCUGGGCUCUGCCCGCCGCAGCCUCGGGCGGCCCCUCCCCCCUGGAGGCAGCAGUGACAGCUGGGGGACCCGGGCAGCAGAGGAGAGCAGGAAGGCGAGGGAGGGGCAGCAGAACCAAGGCGGCUACUUCAGCGGGGCUAGACCCCUCUCCCCGUCCCUAUUCUAGAAGCUUCGAGAGCCAGCCAGCAACGGGACCUCCUGGUUCCUGCGCCGAUUGCCACCAAUAUCAAUCGUGUGAGCUUGUGUACGAAUGCGUGUGUGCGUGAGGAUGUAGGGGAAGCCUAGACCUCUCUUAGCAAAGGUGAAUACCGGGUGUAAACUGUGCCUGUGGGCACGUGAGGCUUGUAUUUUGCACAUUUUAUAAAAACUUGAGGAAAGAGAUUUCUGCUUGUAUAUUUCUAAAGAGGAAACAGCCCAACGUCCCUCUCCCUGCCACUCCCUGUCCCUUUCAGCACCCCUUAGUCCUCUGCCCCAGCCAAGGAGUGUGAACUUAUAGAUCUAAUUUUCAUAGGCAAAAGCUUCAAGCUGUGGAGUGUGCAAGUCUGUCGUGUGGGUGUGCAUGUGUAGUCCCUGGCCCCAGACUGGGGUGGAAAGAGUGUACGGCUGGGGGAGGGGGGGGGCCUCCGGGAGCACCCCCCCCCGCCCCCUCUGCCCACAGGUCGGCGGGGUGAAGCAGAUGCGGCGUUGUGACCCCGGCGAUCGGGGGCCGCUCACCCGGCAUGCUCAGGCUCGCCCGCACCCUGCCCUCCCCUCCCCACCCCCCCGGGCUGGGCACGACUGCAGGGAUCCGAGGUGGGCACCAGCCAGGGGAGGGAUCCCGGGCAUGGCUCCCACCUGCGAGCUUAAAGCUGAUGCACUUCCCACGUCUCAAGUCUUCCAUGUAGCAGCUUUAAUUAACCCACGUGUGUGUCACGUCCGAUCCCGAGACAGCCGAGUGGGCCCUAGAGAGGCUUCCCCCACGCCACCCCGACAUCGGUCGGAGAGGUGGGACUGGGUGAGGGCAGGGGUCCAGCGGGGACGUUCUUACUGUGCUAAAAAGCCACUGCAAACAUAGCAA